Schistosoma turkestanicum is the source of this 1830-nucleotide messenger RNA. Lineage: Eukaryota; Metazoa; Platyhelminthes; Trematoda; Strigeidida; Schistosomatidae. The record is from the annotation of a GenBank genome assembly.
AUGAGUUUUUCUGGAGAUUUUGCAUUAAGUGAUCAAAACACCUUAAAGAUAUUACGUCAAGUUGAAUUUUACUUAAGUGAAGGAAACUUGAAUCGUGAUAGCUUUUUCAAACAAGAAAUGCAAAAGCGAGAUGAUGGUGGUAUCCCAAUAGGUUUGUUGCUAAAAUGUAAUCGUAUGAUUGCUAUGAAUGUUACUGAGGAUAUUCUAAAGAGUGUUAUUGGGAAAUCGAAAAUCCUGAAGCUGUCUGACGAUGGGUUGGCUAUUGUCCGAAUGUUUCCAUUAUCUGAAUUGGGACCUCGUGAGAAACGAACAAUCCUAGUUACAGAACUUCCACGUUUGUCCAUCGAGAUAACUGAAGACGUAGAUGAGAACAACACUUCUAGUCACAAUUCAAAAUCAAAUGAGAAUAAGCUGAAAAACAUGAGUUCAGUAAGUUGGGAACUCAAUGACUGGAUACGAAAUGUAUUUGAAGAAUAUGGUGAAGUUUUAUAUGUCAGUUUACCACGCUAUCAUCACUCCAAUUCAUUUCGAGGAUUUGCUUUUGUUGAAUUCAAAACAUCUAAAUCUGCUAGAAAAGCUGUUAAACACAUGUGUCUUGUUGUUGAAGAAUGGAACAAUGGCUUGUACAACCUACAGAUAUCUGAAGCAUCUGAUUGUCCAGAAUCAGCAUGGAAACCACGACUUGCAGCCAAAGUUUCUUUUUCAUUGAAAGAAAUGUUAGCGCGAAGGUAUAUUUGGCGUUGUUGUUCUCGAAAGAAUAAACAACUUAUUACAGCGUUUAAACAUUUACGUCAGGCCGGAUACACUGCUAGUAAUCCAUGUGAUAGAGAAUAUUAUUCAAUUAUCCUUGGAGAUAAUUCUACAGAAGCUAUACUUAAUUAUGUUAAAAAUAAUCGUAAUUAUGAACUAUGUCAAUCUAAACUACGUGUAUUUCGUUAUUCGGAUUGGUUAUUUUGGAAACAAAAAUUUUAUUUAUGGCAACAAGCAUGGAUUGUUCGAAUGCAUCGUAAAACUGAAUUACUACUUAACAAUAAUAAUAUUAGUAAUGAUAACAUUCAUUCUCAUGAGAUUGCCAGUAUAAUAGAAGAGAAUGAAUCUUAUUGCAUGGAUUCUGAUAUGAAUCAAAAUCCAUUGUCAAUAAACAACUGUUCAAAUGAAUCGUCAACGAAACCAAAAAUUCUUCCUAAUAAUUUUGUUCCAAAUUCCAUUGUUCAGAUAUACUGGCCUUCAGCAUUGAUUCCCAAAGGAAAUUCAACAAAUACACCUUUAUCGGAUAAUCUUUGUGAUACACUAAUCACACCAAAGAAAUUAUCAUUUGCUCGUUUGUUACGUAUUAGUCUAGAAAAGAAUCUUCUUGUUCCACAUAAUCUUUUAAACGAUGUUGCUCAUGUCGAUCCAAAUCCUAAUCAAAUUCUAUUAGAUUCUGUUAAUCAAUUUGGAUGUAGUAUCAUACCAACUUCUAAUGGGCAUGAAUCAUCAUCACCACCACUCUCCUCUUCCUCCUCCUCCUCCAUUGAUUUCAUUCCACUUUUUAUUCGAAUGAAAAAUAAUGAUGCUGCUCUAAGAUUACUACACUCUAUUGAUUGUUCUACAACAAUCCAUGGUGUAACAGCACGUAUUCUUGAAGGCUUAAGUGAACAAGCAUACUGUGAUAAUAUUGUCAAGUCUCGAGUGAAUGCUAGAGAACGUCAUCGUACUUCACAAUUAAAAAAACGUCAAAAACAAAAAUCUUCCAAUCCCACUCCUCCUAUAUCAUUCAAUAAUUUUAUACCUCCUAGUAGUAGUAGUAAUAAGACUAACAAUUCUAAGCAUAUUAUAUUCGAUGAAUAA